Molecule: messenger RNA, 1167 nt
Organism: Penaeus indicus
Lineage: Eukaryota; Metazoa; Arthropoda; Malacostraca; Decapoda; Penaeidae
Exons: 1
Source: RefSeq, a predicted model, not a curated record
UCCUCCUCCUCCUCCUCCUCCUCCUCCUCCUCCUCCUCCUCCUCCUCCUCCUCCUCCUCCUCCUCCUCCUCCUCCUCCUCCUCCUCCUCCUCCUCCUCCUCCUCCUCCUCCUCCUCCUCCUCCUCCUCCUCCUCCUCCUCCUCCUCCUCCUCCUCCUCCUCCUCCUCCUCCUCCUCCUCCUCCUCCUCCUCCUCCUCCUCCUCCUCCUCCUCCUCCUCCUCCUCCUCCUCCUCCUCCUCCUCCUCCUCCUCCUCCUCCUCCUCCUCCUCCUCCUCCUCCUCCUCCUCCUCCUCCUCCUCCUCCUCCUCCUCCUCCUCCUCCUCCUCCUCCUCCUCCUCCUCCUCCUCCUCCUCCUCCUCCUCCUCCUCCUCCUCCUCCUCCUCCUCCUCCUCCUCCUCCUCCUCCUCCUCCUCCUCCUCCUCCUCCUCCUCCUCCUCCUCCUCCUCCUCCUCCUCCUCCUCCUCCUCCUCCUCCUCCUCCUCCUCCUCCUCCUCCUCCUCCUCCUCCUCCUCCUCCUCCUCCUCCUCCUCCUCCUCCUCCUCCUCCUCCUCCUCCUCCUCCUCCUCCUCCUCCUCCUCCUCCUCCUCCUCCUCCUCCUCCUCCUCCUCCUCCUCCUCCUCCUCCUCCUCCUCCUCCUCCUCCUCCUCCUCCUCCUCCUCCUCCUCCUCCUCCUCCUCCUCCUCCUCCUCCUCCUCCUCCUCCUCCUCCUCCUCCUCCUCCUCCUCCUCCUCCUCCUCCUCCUCCUCCUCCUCCUCCUCCUCCUCCUCCUCCUCCUCCUCCUCCUCCUCCUCCUCCUCCUCCUCCUCCUCCUCCUCCUCCUCCUCCUCCUCCUCCUCCUCCUCCUCCUCCUCCUCCUCCUCCUCCUCCUCCUCCUCCUCCUCCUCCUCCUCCUCCUCCUCCUCCUCCUCCUCCUCCUCCUCCUCCUCCUCCUCCUCCUCCUCCUCCUCCUCCUCCUCCUCCUCCUCCUCCUCCUCCUCCUCCUCCUCCUCCUCCUCCUCCUCCUCCUCCUCCUCCUCCUCCUCCUCCUCCUCCUCCUCCUCCUCCUCCUCCUCCUCCUCCUCCUCCUCCUCCUCCUCCUCCUCCUCCUCCUCCUCCUCCUCCUCCUCCUCCUCCUCCUCCUCCUCCUCCUCCUCCUCCUCCUCCUCCUCCUCCUCCUCCUCCUCCUCC